AUGCGAUGGUUCUUCUACUUAUUUUGUUUAACAUCGACCGAAGCAACAAUUGAUACUAAAGGGUUUUUUGACUACUGGACUGAUUUAUUCCGGCCCUUUCCGCGAAAUCCCAAAGAAGGGUUUCUGCCUGACUACACACCUAGAGAUAAUGAAGAGUUUGACUUUAUAGUUAUAGGAGCGGGUUCCGCUGGGAGCGUCAUUACUAACCGUUUAACAGAAGUGCCACAAUGGAAAGUCUUACUAUUAGAAGCAGGUGGUAAUGAAAACUUCUUCUCCGACAUUCCCAUAUUUGCUGCAUUUCUAUCUCUUACCCCGAUGAAUUGGGGCUACAAUUCAAUGCCAGAGCCCAGAGCCUGCAAAGAUCUAAGAGGCAAAGUAUGUUUCUUGCCCCGAGGCAAAGUUCUCGGUGGAAGCAGUGUGCUUAACUUUUUAAUCUAUCAACGAGGGCAUCCCGAGGAUUAUAAUGAUUGGGCUAGAAUGGGUAAUGAAGGUUGGAGUUAUAAAGAAAUUCUUCCUUAUUUCAAGAAAUCGGAAAAUAUUGGUAUCAUGGAAUUACUCAAUUCAACUUAUCAUGGUACUGGUGGAUAUAUGGAUAUACAAUAUUCUCCAUAUCGACAUCCUCUUGAAAAUAUAUUUAAAAAAGCUGGUGAAGAAUUGGGGUAUAAAUGGAGAGAUCCAAACGGAGAAAAACUGAUCGGCUUCUCUAAGCCACAGGCUACAAUGCGCAAUGGCAGACGAUGUAGUUCUUCAAAAGCGUUUUUGGAGCCAAUUCGUUUCAGACCAAAUUUAAAAGUUUCAAAAUACUCUACAGUAACGAGAAUUAUCAUAGAUCCCAAAACUAAAAGAGCUAUAGGGGUAGAAUUUCUUAAACGAAAUAAAAUUAUACGAGUUCGUGCCCGAAAUGAAGUGGUAUUAUCAGCAGGAACUAUUGGUUCGGCACAACUGCUUAUGAUAUCAGGAGUAGGUCCUCAAGAACAUUUAAGUGAAGUUGGGAUCCCCAGCAUAAUAAAUCUUCCUGUUGGAUACAAUCUUCAAGAUCAUGUUACGUUUUCUGGAAACGCAUUUAUUGUUAAUGAAACAGGGGUCACUGUAAAUGAUUUCUCUGCUGCUUCUCCUCUGGCGGCGACGGCGUACAUGGCAGGUGGAGGCCCUCUCACAUUGCCUGGAGGAGCGGCUGGCCUGGCCUUUAUCCACACGAAGUACUCCUCUGACCGGGAUAAAAGCCGACCCGACAUUGAACUCGUCAUGGGUGCUGGAUCAUUAGCUGGUGAAACGAUCGGAAUUUUACGGUCAUUACUUGGGAUCACAGAUGAAUGGUUCUGGAAAGUCUACGGUUCGCUGCCUUUAGCUGCUAGACUGCGCACUUUUGUAAUUAACCCCGUUUUAAUUCGUCCAAAAAGUGUCGGCCGGUUGAUGUUGCGCAGCGGAAACUUCGCAGACCACCCAAGAAUCUAUAUGAAUUAUUUCGCUGAGCUGACUGAUUUAAGAACUAUGGUUGAAGGCGUUCGCAUGGUGGAAAAAGUCAUUCACACGAAUGCAUUUCAACGACUGAACACCAAAAUACACGAUACACCAUUUCCUGGAUGUGAGUCAUAUUUGUUUGACUCUGAUGAAUAUUGGGAAUGUGCUAUAAUGCAAACAUCUAUUACAUUAGACCACCAAGUGGGGACUUGUAAAAUGGCUCCAGCCGGUGAUCCAACUGGAGUAGUAUCACCAAGAUUGCUAGUCCACGGCAUAGAAGGCUUACGAGUGGCAGACGCAUCAAUUAUUCCAAAAAUACCGGCUGCGCAUACCCAUGCUGCCGUUGUUAUGAUCGGUGAAAAAGCAGCAGAUCUUAUUAAGGAAGAUUGGGGUCUUCUGAAAAAUUAA
Molecule: messenger RNA, 1869 nt
Organism: Arctia plantaginis
Lineage: Eukaryota; Metazoa; Arthropoda; Insecta; Lepidoptera; Erebidae
Source: the annotation of a GenBank genome assembly